Molecule: messenger RNA, 1296 nt
Organism: Branchiostoma floridae (Florida lancelet)
Lineage: Eukaryota; Metazoa; Chordata; Leptocardii; Amphioxiformes; Branchiostomatidae
Exons: 7
Coding region: 228-776 (182 amino acids)
Source: RefSeq, a predicted model, not a curated record
AGGGAUCGGGUGAACCCCCGACUGACUUUGAGGGAUCGGGUGAACCCCCGACUGACUUUGAGGGAUCGGGUGAACCCCCGACUGACUUUGAGGGAUCGGGUGAAUCCCCGACAGACGAAUGUCCUCCAACAACCCCUCUUCCUUCUGAAUUCGAUUACGAGGCCGUAAUAACGGCGUGGGCCAAUUCGGAUGUUAUCCUGGACGAUGCCGUGGCUGAAGAGAUUGGGAUGGACACCUUCCUCGACGACGUGAGCGCGUACGCAGAGUAUGACGGCACCCCACUCGCUGACCUGCCCAAUACGGACAGCAUCACCGUCCAACCUGAGCGCUGGGCUCUAACCUACACCGACCCACGGAGUCCAGGCGUCACCACAGCACUGUUCCUGCCCGAAACCAGUAACUUUGACCCGAAUGUUGGGUUACCAGGUGAGCUGCAAAGUUCCGUUAUGGCAACCGUCAGAGAGAACAUCCCACAGUUCUACGACCAAUACCUGUCAGACCUGGAGGUGAAUUAUGCCAACUCGCGCACCACCAUUGAGUUUGACGACGCCACGUAUGGGCCGGACGCCGACUGCCCCUAUCCCACUCGCACCGACCUGGGCGGUGGAUUUUCCCUAGAGCGCAUACCGUCAGUGCUUUGCCGCCCCAAUGCCCGGAUUGAAAUUCCAGACGACGACCCUAAUGCCGCUCGAACCAUUGUCAUAAUAAGCAUUGAAGAAGUCAAUGGUAGAAUCUGGCUUGAAAUUACCGUGUUCAGGGAUUUUUCGACCUAUUAAGGACCGGCAUGACAAACCUGUGAACGAAGUACAUAUUAAAGGCAACCUAAACAAUAUUAUAGCGUUAAAAGUGGAAACAAUCUGGAAAAGGCAAUCUGUAUGAAAUCUUCUGCACUUUAUUCCCACAUUUACAUCAUUAUUUCAUACAUUAAACGGUAGGCACAGAAACAAGCGGCGCUAGGAUUCCCUAAAUAUUUUUGUUACCCACAAAAAUCAGGCCUUGAUCCAGCCAGUAACCAUUUUCCGUCGGCAAUGUUCGGUAAACUCCGGUCGCACACAGAAAGCUCACAGUAAAUCACGCGACUACUCGUCGGAUUGGGUCGGGAGAAGUCUGAGAGUAUUCGGAAAAUUCAAACAUGGCAGACUAUAAAAGUCGACGUUUUGCUUCUUGAAUGUUGGUAUGGAAUAGAGUUGCAUCAUUUUAUUACGUAGAAAAGUUCCCAAAUUGACUUUGAUAAUUAAAGUUCUACAACCCUGACUCUGGCUGAUAUUGCUUAGGUUGCUUUUAAGUCAACCAACC